AAAGAGGAGAAGAGUUAAUUUGGCCAAAGGCUGUGGUGGGUCGCAGUCGUGCGCCGCUUGUUUUAGCGCUGCAGUGUUGUGGGUUUAUGGAUUCACUGAGAGAGGACAAUGUACAUCUCUGUAGUGCUGCUGGUCCUGACUGAAGCUCUGCUCACAGAAGUAUGUCAUGCCCUGAACGUGACAGUGAUUCCGGGCCCCAUUGUCACGGCAACCGAGCGGGACAACCUGACACUGUCCUGCCUGGUAUCUCAGAGAAAGAGGAGCGGCAGCACGCUCGUCCUCCGCUGGUUCUUCUCCCCUCUAGCCGCUCCCACCCCCGAGCCUCCUUUACCUCCCGCGUAUCCUUCCCCCGCUGCCCCCGAGUCCUCCCAGCUCCUCAUAGUCAAGAUGGGCAUCAAGAAAAUCAAGGUGUACGGGAACUAUACCCGUCGCUUCCCUCAGCCCAAGUUUCGUCUUUACGAGCAAAUGGAGGGAGAGGUGUACCGCUUGCGGAUUGUCAACAUGAGCGGGACGGAUCAGGGCUUCUACACGUGUCGAGUGCACGAGAUAAGAAAAUACAGGAACAUAUGGAGGGCAUCGUCCAAUGGUAGCAGCACCACGCAGCUGACAGUGCAUUUUACACUGGAGGCUCGUACCGGUGAAGGAAUUUGGCGUCUGUUAUCAGAUGUGAACGUGUGCGCCGUGCUGAUCUGCUCGCUCGGCUUGCUGUCCAUCUUCCUCUUCACGCUCACGUUCAUCUUCCAGUACUUCUACAGGAGACACAGGCUCAAAGCAAGCUACCUUCUGGUCAAGUGUCCAGAGAGCAGCUCUGGAGAGACAGUAACCAGCUCCAGCAGUUCGUCUAGUUCCUCUCCAAGAGCACAGAAUAAAUACACGGGGCAGAAAUGUGAUAUAAAAGUGCCGUUAAAACCCCCUAAAGCGCCUGAGGAGCCACCACCACACACACCUCCUGAAGCUCCUGUGGCUUCAAAGAGACCCCAGAAGCCCAAAAGGUCAAAGACUCCAAGGAGGUCUGCUACUCCUCAAGCACGUCAGGAGGACAGUCUGACAUACGCGGAGCUGGAGUUGGUCCGACCGACCGUUGAACCCCCGGCCUCGCCCAGUCCCGACCUCGACCUGUCCAGCCCAGACACGGUGUACGCUCAGAUUCUCUUCCAGGAGAAGCAGUUGUAAACACAGCAGCUCGAUCUGGACACACGGAUGUCCCGCUACCUCCCAGAGAGAAAAUGAUUGGGUUCUGGAGUGAGGAAGUGUAUUUAUGAACAUGCAAUCUGACAAUUAGCUUUUGUUUUCACCGUAUGUGUCUUUGAAGACCUGGUUCCAAUCAAAAACAGACAUUUUUAAGGGUCUUACAUUUUAUUGUUUGCUUUGUCGGCAUCUCUGGUCUGUGAGCCAGAUGUUCAUAAGAAUGCACUGUUAUUGCUGAGUGGAUGCUCGGGAGAGAAAUCAUUGUCAAUGCUCCUUUUCCUCUACGACACUGCAACCCUCAGCAAUUUACAUUUAUCUGUAGUUUACUGUGGAAACCCUUCAAUAGAUAAUAAGCAUCUGCCCAUGUAAAAUAUUUGUUUCACAU
Molecule: messenger RNA, 1573 nt
Organism: Phycodurus eques (leafy seadragon)
Lineage: Eukaryota; Metazoa; Chordata; Actinopteri; Syngnathiformes; Syngnathidae
Gene: vstm4a
Product: V-set and transmembrane domain containing 4a
Exons: 8
Coding region: 109-1173 (354 amino acids)
Source: RefSeq, a predicted model, not a curated record